Lucilia sericata (common green bottle fly) is the source of this 1084-nucleotide messenger RNA. RefSeq names its product 26S proteasome non-ATPase regulatory subunit 9. Gene Ontology annotation, molecular function: protein binding. NCBI's taxonomy places the organism in Eukaryota, Metazoa, Arthropoda, Insecta, Diptera, Calliphoridae. The transcript is spliced from 4 exons. The record is from RefSeq and is a predicted model, not a curated record. The coding region runs from base 303 to 962 and encodes 219 amino acids. Gene Ontology annotation, cellular component: cytoplasm; nucleus. Gene Ontology annotation, biological process: proteasome regulatory particle assembly.
GGAAGUUCUUCUCUAGGGGGAAAAACUCCAGUUGAUACAGUUGUUGCUCAGUUUACAAUCUUCGGGCGAUUGGGAAUCGUGACGUUUUGUAGCGGAUAUCCAAUUGUCCUAAACGGUUGCAAUUUCUGAACAUUUUAGGAAAAUUUCAUUCGCCAAAGUCCUCACGCUUACGUUUUUCAUGUAAACAUAUGGAAGAAUUAGAUUUGUAGAUCUAAGAACAAUCCGAAUGCAGUAAAAGCAACAACUUGUAAACAAACUGAAACGUAAAUAAAAAGAAAUAUUACAAGAAAAAGUUAACAAAAAUGGUUGUUCCCAACACAAAUCCUUUGGAAACUAAAUUAUUUAAACUUAUGUCCGAUAAAGACAAAUUAGAAGCACAAAUAAAUACUUAUGGAGUAAUAUUGGCGCAAAAUGAUAAUGUUGGCAUGUCGGGACCUUUAGUAGAUGCCGAAGGAUUUCCUCGCAAUGACAUUGAUGUCUAUCAAGUGCGUCAGGCCAGACAACAAAUUAUUUGUCUACAGAACGAUCAUAAAGCCUUGAUGAAAGAAAUCGAACAAUUAAUGCAUGAAUUACAUGCUGAGGCCAAACAAGCUCAGACUUCCCAGCAAUUGUCUCAUAAGGCGGCCGGCAUGAAUUUAAAUGAUAGCUCUUCAGAUGAUAGUGAAAUGGCCGAGGCAUUGCCACCAAAGCCUAUUUUAAAAGUGAAGAAUGUUGCGCCAGGUUCGCCGGCCGAAGAAGCUGGACUACGCAUUAAUGAUGAAAUCUGCGAAUUUGGAUCAGCAAAUGCUAAUAAUUUCAAUAAAAAACUUGAAACUAUUGCGAAUAUAGUUAAACAUAUGAGUGAUCGUCGUGUUCCCUUAAAGGUACUGCGUAAUAAUGAGUUAUUAGAUUUAAUAUUAAUACCACACACUUGGUCUGGUCCCGGUUUGUUGGGCUGUAAUAUUGUUCUUAACGAAAAUUAAUAUAUUUACGUAUACAUACAUAUAAAAAUUGUUUAUGGAAGGGUAUGAAAAGCAUUAUUUUGUCAUUCUUAUUAAAUUAAUUAAUACAAGAAAUAAAAUAUAAACAAUAUACUGUGUUCACA